Molecule: messenger RNA, 543 nt
Organism: Synchytrium microbalum
Lineage: Eukaryota; Fungi; Chytridiomycota; Chytridiomycetes; Synchytriales; Synchytriaceae
Exons: 6
Coding region: 1-543 (180 amino acids)
Biological process (GO): protein transport to vacuole involved in ubiquitin-dependent protein catabolic process via the multivesicular body sorting pathway
Cellular component (GO): ESCRT II complex
Molecular function (GO): structural molecule activity; protein homodimerization activity
Source: RefSeq, a predicted model, not a curated record
AUGUCACAUAUCUAUCAAUUUCCAGCAAUUCACGAAUUCCCUCCAUUCUACACACAACAACCUAAUGUGGACACAUGGAAGAAACAGCGCCAGCUUUGGUGUGAUUUAAUAUUAGCCUACUACAAGGCUAAAAAACUAUACUCGCUCGAUAUCACUGAAGCAAUCGCUGGGAAAUCAGACUUGUUUGUCAAUCCCACCAUCAAGAGAUCACUACCAAGGGAAACGUUACAAAGUCUCAUCGAUGAGCUCGUCAAGACUGGAAACGCUGAAUGGGACGGUCCAUCGCAACAACGAGCUUGGAUAUACUGGAGGAAACCUGAGGAAUGGGCUGCCUUGAUUUCACAAUGGGCAUUCAACACGGGACAGUCCAACUCUAUAUGUACCUUAUACGAGAUUGCUCAUGGAGACACGUCCACUACUGAAGAAUUCUACGAGCUUGAUGAGACAGUCAUCAAGAAGGCUCUGUAUGUUCUCGUAAAGCAGGGUAAAGCAAAAAUAUUUACUGGAACCAGUGAUUCAGAUCUCGGUGUCAAGUUCUUCUGA